CCGGGAGAGGGCUCUUAGAAUCAUUGAAGUCUCCAAUGGUGGAAAUGAAAAGUAAAGUGGCCUAAAAUUCGACUGUUUGGGACCGUUCCCAGAAUUUAGGAAGAACAUUCAACGAUUGUCCAAUGCUUUUUGCCACUGUCAGGAAAAGUUGUAUCAAUAGGCCCUUGCAUCAGCGCAAAUUCGAUUCGACUCUUAUUGAAGUACAGGGAAGUUGCUAUGUCUCGGCAUGAGGGUGUCAGUUGUGACUCGUGUAACAUAGGAAAUUUCCGUGGGAGGCGAUUCAAAUGUUUAAUUUGCUAUGAUUAUGACCUUUGUGCAACAUGUUAUGAAAAUGGAGCAACAACUACAAGGCACACAGCAGAUCAUCCAAUGCAAUGUAUUCUUACUAGAACAGAUUUUGAACUCUAUUAUGGAGGUGAAGCAUUUACUGCAGACCAGCCACAGUCUUUUACUUGCCCUUAUUGUGGUAAAAUGGGUUUUACAGAGUCUGCCUUACAGGAACACGUAGCAUCAGAACAUAGUGAUGCCUCCAUUGAGGUGGUAUGUCCUGUGUGUGCUGCCUUACCAGGUGGAGACCCAAAUCAUGUGACCGAUGACUUUGCUGCGCAUUUGACACUGGAGCAUAGGGCACCCAGUAGGCCUGAUAUUCUAUACGACGAGCCCCCACCUGUCCGGCACGUCAGACGUUUAUUUCACCCAGCGGUGAGUGGUAGUCGACCGAGACCCCCAAGGCCGCGAGCAGCCAACAUGCACUUUGGAGGAUCAGGGAACAGUGCGCUUGCUUCGUCCUCGUCGUCCUCUUCCACCUCUGCCCGUGAAAGCAUGGACCCUAUAGCUGAGCUUUUGUCUCAGCUGUCGGGCGUUCGACGUGCUGCCCAACAGCCCCAGCCUCCCAUGCAGUCCCAGCUUCAGUUGCUACAACAGCAGUUACAAUUGGAGAGGCAGCAAGUGCAGCAGACCAGAGAGCGGCUGGAGAGACUUCCCGCUCGGCGUCAAAUGGCGGCAGCUGCGGCUGCUGCAGCUGCAGCUGGUAGUAGUGUCACGGCUACGUCAACGGUUAGUGCUCAAGAAAGCAGUAGUUCGGCGUCUUCGUCAUUUCUUCUCUCUAGAGCUAACGAACCGGCGCUGUCAGAAUCUGAACAGGAAGCCUUGGAACGCGAGCGUGCAGACCGAAGCCUGUUUGUACAAGAUCUUAUUUUGUCGACGCUCGGAUCAGCAGCAUUUAGACGCAGGGCUCGGUCGAGGGUUUCGGUCGCCGACGCAUCAAAUGAAUUCGCAAGAUUAACCUUACAGGAUAGUGAGAGGAUUCAAGCGAUUGGAAAUGAAACGCGAUCUGAGUCCCAGGACUUAAAUGUUGUAGAACAAGACAUUACUGUACAAGAUAUGGAGCUUAUAUCACUGGAAACAGAUGAAGACGAAGACAAAGAUUCCUAGCGGAGGAAUCCUUACUUCGAAUUGAAUUUUAUCCUCUGAGUAGGUGCUGAAUUCAUUCAGUGAAAAUAAUUGGCGUUUUGGCGGCCUCAUAGUCCGUGAGAACCCGCUAAUCCUUCACAAAGAAGACAACGAAGCGCAUCGGAAGAAUAAACAGCAAUCUUUAUCUGUACAGACGCCCAUGGGGCAUGUUGGUAGAGUAUCAACUUACCCCUGACCAAAUGCUAAUCUCAGAAAGAAUAGCUAUGACUGCGUUCAUUU
Molecule: messenger RNA, 1692 nt
Organism: Pocillopora damicornis (cauliflower coral)
Lineage: Eukaryota; Metazoa; Cnidaria; Anthozoa; Scleractinia; Pocilloporidae
Product: E3 ubiquitin-protein ligase KCMF1
Biological process (GO): synaptic signaling
Cellular component (GO): plasma membrane
Molecular function (GO): zinc ion binding
Source: RefSeq, a predicted model, not a curated record